Messenger RNA from Lineus longissimus, 6675 nucleotides. RefSeq lists its product as uncharacterized. The record is from RefSeq and is a predicted model, not a curated record. NCBI's taxonomy places the organism in Eukaryota, Metazoa, Nemertea, Pilidiophora, Heteronemertea, Lineidae. Gene Ontology annotation, cellular component: membrane. The transcript is spliced from 3 exons. The coding region runs from base 3711 to 4973 and encodes 420 amino acids.
AAUCAUGGUAAUGUUAUCCUUCUUCACGUAAUUUAGGUAAUUGCCUUUGUUCAGGACCAUUUGAGAGAGUAAUCCUGUGGGGCAUGCAUCGUCCUGUGCCUUCUAUGAAAAGCAAAGCUAAUUCAGAUGGCGCUCCAGUUAUACCAACUUUGAAUAUAUCGCCCUGUCCGGAACUGUGUUCCACUUUCUUGCAUGAUGUGUUGAUUUAUUCACAAUUCACCAGACUAGGACAAUUAGCAGAAAUUAAUAAUUUGUGACAGGAUAAGGACUUGUGAUGACGAAUAGCCAGAUAUAACUGAUCAUCAGUGAACUGGUGAAGACAACAAUUACGGAAUUCGGAAAAAACCUGGGACUUUUCGCGCGUCAGGAGUGUAGGCGUUUGGGUGUUGGUCAGUCCGCUUCGACCUCACUUUGUCAAAGUUUGUUAUCAAGAUAAGUUUGGAUAAGUUGGAUAACUAGGACAUUGAUCUAUUGUUUGACUGGCUCGAAUGUUGAACGACCAGAGAGUCUCGAGUCCUGUAUGCACUGAAAUAGGAACUCGCGGAUCGGAGAAGGAUUAAGUUUAUACAAGACAGGUUGAAGCAAUAAAAAGUAGCGUUUUCUGAGCAGACAAGAUGGCGGAAGGCGAGUCAUCAUCGCGAGAGGGUAAUGGGGUCAAGUUCCGGGACCCAAAGCCAACACCUGCCGAGCUGAGAGAUUCUUCCCGUAACACGACAAGAGAGUCGCGUGCAUCUGCCCGAGGCUCCCGUAUCAGCCAGGGUAGCCAAUCCGGCAAAGGCGGAGUACUCAUGGUACGGAAGUUCAAUAUGACGGACGAAUUAAAGAACUAUACCCACAAGGGGGCGUUUUACACCGCCAUUGCUCAGAUCGUCGUUGGUCUCCUGUGUCUUAUUUUGGGGAUUGUUGCCCUGGUGGUAAAGACAGCUGGUGGCGAGAGUUGCGUUGGAAUAUGGGGUGGAGUUAUCAUCAUCGUAGCAGGCAUAGUGGGAAUCCUCGCAUACAAGCGUAGGAUCGCAAGGCUGAUUGUUACUUGUUUUGCAAUGUCGCUGAUAUCUUUGGUGAUUGGUGGAGCUAUUCUGAUAAUGUUAGCUGCAUUCCUUGUCACUGAUAUCAACCGCCAAAAGAAAUACACGGAAGAGAUAGACUUCUGGCCCGAAGGAUCAUCCAUGGCAAUAUCCAGUAAGAAGUUAGCUGAAGAGCAAGGUCCCAAAAUCAUCGUGGAUGUCGUUCUAAUGAUUUUUGGAAUAGUCGAGAUGGUUGUAGCAAUACUCCAAGCCGUGAUUGCCGGGAAGGUGUUGAUCAUUCGUGGUCCAAAGCGCACGCCAGUUGAUGCGGGUGCCGCCGGUACUCCACUAACAGACAUGGGCGAUGGUGAGGAGGACGGCUGGGGCGAGUACAACCCGGCUCCCAAGCCGAAACUGACGCGUACGCUUAGUGAGACGGAGGCAGACCAGGAAUUCGGCGAGGUGGAUCCAGAUCGCAUUCCAACCAAACGUUCGUCCUAUAGGGGUUCCAAGGAGGGUGGAUAUAAAGCGGUGAAGCGGCAGCCUUCGGCCGAAAGAGAGCAGUCUGGCGAUGCCCGCGCGAGCGUGGAAGGGGCUGCUGCAGCUGAUUUUAAUGUUGAGAUUGGAUUUUCGGCUGGAGUUGAGGUUGGUCCUGCAGAGGCAAAUGUCAGAUACUAACUUAACGGAUUGAAAGCGAAUUUCAUGCUGGAGUUGAGGUCGGUCCUGCCGAGACAAAUGUCAGAUGCUAGUAACGGAUUGAAUCGUUGUCGUUCACGUUGCUCCCUCUAACGGAUUAAUGAUGUGCCUUUGUUCUACCGGAAACUGUCAAAAUGUCACCACUUGAGAUAUCGCGUGGGCAUCUUUCAACUUUUGACAUCUUAUGGCAGAUCAAACUUUUCAAAACUCUGUUUUCGUUAGAUGUUCAUGAAAGCUUAAGAGAGAAAUGUAUAUGACUUCAGUAUGUCGAAAUUGUUGACAUUACAGUUUGUCCCUUUCAACAAAAAGUCGUUGAUCGUCAACGCCGCGCUGGGCCUGUGCUGUGAAUGUCCAAACUCUCGAGUUGAUGACAGUUAUCAAAGACACGUUCGACUCGUGGCAUUUUACCAACUGAGCUUUUAAUUCAACAUGACUUUUGGAUAUAAACUGCUGCUUUUACAUGAGACAACAAUUCAUCACAUCUGCAGGGAGGCACUGAGGCGAGAAUCGCGACUACGGAGUUCCAUAACGUUGGAUGGAACUGAUACUCAUGAUAUUCAGUGCCAGAAGACAACUUGUCUUUCAUAUUGCUGACUUAUUCAAGUGCCGCUAGAUGGCAUAGCUGGUUUCAUAACUGCGAAAAGUUUGGUCUUCCUCUUAAAAGAAUAUCGGUUGGAAAAUAUAACCUGAUAUAAUAGAAGCUAUAAUAUGUGGGCAAUUCAGCAACAUGUAUUUCAAUCAAUAGUAGAUACAGGUUACUUCAUAAUAUUGAACCAGGAUAGAAAAUAACAGACAAGCCACGGGUUGGAAAGCUUCGAACCACUUAGAAUUAAACUUUGUAAAGGAAUUCUAACCAAUAAUGCGAAGUUUUUAAACUUGGUGCAGUUUUUGUCCUCAUCAAACUCUGUUCUCCAUGAUUCUUAUUCAAACCAUCACAUAUUUGUACUAAAGAUUAAUCACUUCUUCUCUCAUCAACCAUACACCAUGUAAAUGCGAUCAGAUGUCUUUGCGACUAGCCUGCUUAGCUGCAAGUUUUGAGGACGUGGCAGCUCCUGACCGUGUUAGCAGUAUUCAAACUGCGCAAGCUUAACGCUGUAUUGAGCCAUUAUGUAUGUAUAGUUUGUUUAUAUUUCAUUAUUUUGACGGCGGCCUUGAGCGUCUUAGGAGACAUGUUGACGUGAAAGAGAGAUGUCAGUGGUAUAUUUCCAGUUAUUUACUAUGCAGAACAUGUAACACGCUUUAGCAUGUACUAUGACGGGCUUGGUUCCACUGUAUACAGCGGGAAACCGCUGCGAUUAAUCUAGCGCUGUGGCGAGAGCAGAAAAUUCGAGCGGCAAACCGCCACUGUUUAAACUAAUGUAAAAACCGCUUUAUCGUGGAAUCAGUCCUUAACGGUUAAACGAUAAGUACAAUAAUUUUAUACUUGCUGUACAAUUUAUCUUUUAACGCAGUUUGUAUGAUUUUAAGCUUAACAAUGACAGAAAUGUCGCAUUAUUUUAUAUUGAAUUUGUUUGUUGUUAAUAAGUUUCUUUGUCAUGGCUGUGCCCUUGUAAGGUACGACCUGCCGAGUGCAUGGUCCUUAUAGCCCAUCAUUUCGUACGAAAUUUUGUCCUCCUAUUACUAGUAGGCCUAAUUCAGUGCGCGAGACUAGGUUGCCUGGCAGAGAGCUCUAUCAACACUGGCAGGCCAGCUUAAAAGUGGCUGCAGCUUACCAUUGCAUCGCGCACGCUCUUGUGUUAACUUCACGAACUAAAACCAUGACCCGCAUUCCCCUUUAUAGCGCACAAUAUGCAGAAUAACACAACAAUGACUAAUGCAUAGAAAAUAGGCGUUAUUGUCAGUAGCUCGAGAUGGUAAAUACACGGAAAACCUGAUUCAUCCGGGAUUCGUGAUAUGUUCUGUACCCCGCCUUGGAUCGAAAGACAUGAGAAAAAGGACGCAAUAAUAUAUCAAUAAAGCGAUUAAACUCAGGCCGAACCUUUCACUAGAGAAUUGACCGAGGCUUCCGUGAUGGCUGAGACGAAGAACUCCAAAGCAAACCGUCCAAAGUCUGGAACAUCCGGAGAUGGAGGCGGUGGUGGUGGUGGUUCAGGAGGUCCACGUGUUCGAUACCAGCUGCCACCAGAUGAAGCCUCCCCUCGUGGCUCCCCAGAUCCAGCUGGGACAUCCUACCAAAAACAACCAUGGACGUUGAAAAAAUUCAACUUGUACGGAGAUAUGCCCGAGUAUAAUGACAAGUGGUCCAUGUUCCUUGGUUUUAUACAGAUUGGAUUAGGAGCAGUAUGUUUUAUAUUGGGGAUUGUGUUAAUUGCCAUCAAUGCAGCUGGCAGCCACAGUGGGGUCGGGAUCUGGGGUGGACUCGUCUUCAUUGCCUCUGGGUUAGUUGGUUUUUUCUCCUACAAGAAGCCAUUGACACCCCUCGUGAUAGCCUGCUUUGGACUGUGCUUAGCCUCUGUGGUGAUCGCUUUCAUCAAGUUUAUUUUACUAUGUUACUUCACGAAUGCUGAUAAUGUGAAACUGGCUGAGUACAACAGAAACAUUCCAUUUUUUGGGUAUACUAAGGAAAAUAAUCCAAAAUUUUUUGAAGCAAGGGACGCCCAAACCCCUAAGAUUGCUGUUGGUGUCGUUCUUAUUCUUUUUACUCUGGCUGAGUUGGCAGCUGCUUGCCUACAGGGUUUGUUGGCUGGAAAAGUGUUCCUGGUCCGCGGGCCUCAGGCUGUCCAAGCGGACAGCUCGAAUAGGCACUCUGCAUCCAACCCAGUACCCGCUGGAGAGGCUGCCACUGGUGGAGACCAGUCUUGGGGUGAAUACAACCCGCCAGCCCGAAACCAACCAGCAGGUGAUCAGUCCUGGGGAGAGUACAACCCGCCGGCUCGUAACAAGCAACCAAAGAAACAAGACAGGGACAGCAGACCUGAACCUCGGGGCAGUGGGGAACCACAGGAACCAGAUCCAGAAUGGACUGAAUACAAACCGCAAAAGGGACGAAAGGCGAUGCGAGAGGAGUCUCAGAAGGGUAACCAGCCUAAACCACGGGCACCACCAAGUUCGGAGGUGGAGCUCGGAACACAGGGACAUGUGACUUACAACCCGAGUGAAAAGGAGCCUCAUGGUAACAGUUCGGUGCCAGCAGUUGGAGGCAUCAUUAGACGACAAGCCACCGGGGAUGUUGACAUUGAGGAGGACACAUAUUGCCCUCCUCCUCGAAGCUCGUAUAUGGAGGAGGAGAACGAUUAUGACGUUCCGCCGCCUGCUGUCUCUACUGAGAUCUAGGAGUGUUAGGCCUAGCUUUUUUAUUCCAUAGCGAGAUCUUCCGAAUCUAAAAAAACCCCACAUUUUCCCAACAUCCUGGCUCUUAUUUUGACUACAUGCCUCCAGUACCCUCUGUGGUUUAAGUAAGAGGUGGCCAAGUCGAGGAGAGUUGAAUUUGCUUAAUGGAAUGCAACGACCGCUAUGCCACUGGUGGUCAUAAGCUUGUUCAAACUUUUAUGUCUUUUUGAUCAAGUGAAUGUGCCAAUAGAUGGCAUGACUGCCUCCUACUAUGUUGCUAUAGUUUCCAUGGUUGUCAUGGUAAUAACUUGCUAGUAUUUGCUAUACAGCAGCUCCACGUGAACGUCCAACCAGAUCUGAUUUACUAGUAUUCUUACACAUAGAAAUUUAAUGAUGUAAUCGACAAGAAGAGUUACUGAAGGGUCAACGGGAUCAUCACAGACCAUCAGUUAUAGUUACUUCUUUGAUAAAGCUCAGUUGCGGUUUCUACGACUUUCUUUGGAGGUUGUUGGGGGAUUGGGGAACAUCCUUCUGAAAGCUACAGUUUUAUGUUGAACGACCUGGAACGUCCUUUUCUAACGGCUGAAAGCUUGGGAAAAUUUGUAGGCCGAUUUGUCGGAUAUGUUAUGUUUAGAUAUAACGAUGAUAGUGUUCAUGUAUUGAAGUCAUUAGCAUAUCAGAUCUGGUCUUUCCAUGACAUGAAACGCUUGAUUUGGUGUAGUUAUAGUUUUUUUAGAUCGUUUUCUGAUGCACAACAUUAUAAUUGGGGAGCUUUUCAUAUGAAAAAUGGCUGGACUACAAAGGGAACAAUGUGUACGCAUCAUGCGAUUCCAAGUACAUUUUAAAACCUACUACAUGUAUAAGAAUUCAUGAUAUUUCACAGAUUUAAUUUCCCAUUGAGUUUGUUAUUUACCUGUUUAUAAUUAGAUUACGUUCUAUAUCAUAAAGAGUUGCCAUAUGGUUUCAGCAGAAAAUCAGCAUGCUGCCAAACAUAAAUAUGGUGUCCAAAUCAGAUUUUAAAGUUGAGAAUAAACUCAUAAUGUUAAGUAAAUGAUAUAAUUCGACAUCAGAUUUUGUGAUUGACGACGGAAAAUGUGUCAGGUUUCGGCAGUGAUAUUUUCUGAAGGUGCAUGGCUUCUAUAUUUCAUCCAUGCAUAAAGAUUUGUAUUUUGCACAUUUGAAUAUUUUUAUAUAUUAAAAAAGUUGACUUGUGCAUGUUGUGCAGUAUUAAAGCCAGCUUCAGUACCGACGUGCUUAUGUGUAUAUAUAAAAGACUAUAUGUAAUGGUAGUCGGUUAAACUACGUCGAAUAAAACAAUGCUACGAGUACCGUAUUUGUUUAGGUUUGGCAACAGUAUAUAUAUAUAUAUAUAUGCAAGAAACUGCUUGGUUAUAUCAUCCGCCAGCAGUUUCUGGGUCUGCCCGCACUAGAUGCCCAGUCUGCCAUAGACUGUGAGAGGAAAGUACAUGUACCAAAUAUCACGACCGGCAUUGACAGAGUACCUGCCAGCCGUGUGCCUACCAUUUUCGCCGUGUAUACAUGCAUGUAUAUAUUUUUCUUUAAAUGAAGCAUUGUUUGGUAGUACUUUUCAAAUUUGUUUAUGUAUUGCUGUUUAAUGAUAGUAUAUGUUAUACACUUGUAGAUGUAGUCAAUGUAACCUAUGCAUGCUGAAAGCAUUAGAUGUAAAAAAAUAAUAAAAAGCGAU